AGAGCGUCUCCAGCCGGCCCUCCAAAUGAGCCCCCAUCUCUUGUUUUAGUCUUCCAGUGGAAAAAAACCAUCUCCAACCGGGCCUCUAAACAAACCCCCAUUUUAGAGAGGCCACCAAAUUUUAAUCCAAAACCCCUACAAUUGGAGGCCCACUAUUUUCACCGGGCCUCUUUUUUCCCCUUUCUCUGGUUCGCUCGCUGCCUCGCUCCAUCCCGAAUCCUCUGUCUGGUCCGCUCACUCCAUCCCGAAUCGCCGCCGCAGCACCCGACUAGCCGCCGCCGCUGCCAUCCCGCUCGCCGUCGCCAGAGAUCCUCGCCCGCCCCCGGUAGAAUCCCCGCCAUGGCCGGAUCCGCCCCUCUGGGGGACGGACUGCCGGCUUGGGGCGGAGACAGCAACGGGCCGAGCCGGACCAGGCCGCCACCGCGCCUGGCCGGGGCGCCGCUGCCUCGCGGCAUCUCCGGCGACGGGCGCCCACCCCGGCCGGCCGCGCCUACCUCGGCAUCGAAGAAACGCCGCUCGACAUUCGUGGCACCCACACGACCGGCGGGUCCUCCUCCCGGCGGCGUCCUACCUCGCCAGAACCUCGACGCCAGGGUUGAUCCCGUCGGCGUCCGGCCACGCCAGGUCCCCGAUGCCGCGCUCGCACCCGGCGCCUUCCUGCCUCGCCAGCUCUUCCAAUCGCUUCCACCCGGCCCCCUCCUGCCUGCUUCCUUGCGCCAUGAAGCACCACAUCGCGGCUCUGUCUUCACCGGCGCCGGCAGGAAGGCCCAAACGCCGAGCUUCUCCGAGCCGGCACAGCUUUCGUCGCACCAAGUCCAGAAGACGUCAAUGGUAGCUGCCACCACCGCCUCGGACACCCGAAGAGCCGCCUCAACGACUGACGACGACGACUACUUCAGCUCCUCGAUGCCAUUGUAUGACUGGAGCCCUACCCUAACUGCCGACAACACCAUGCAGCUACUGUCGACGUUCUGUUUUGGUGUGGGACAUUUGCUUCUUCUGAAUAAAAUUGUUACAAGUUUUGCGAUUCCAUUUUUCUUGGACCCAAUGGACAGUUCUCAGCCAUUGGUAGACAUGCUGACACAAGACUCUGAAGCCGAUCUGGAGGUUCUCACACAAGCACCAAUCCCAGAUAGUGGCAGUAGCAGAGGGCGGGGAGGAAACUACAAUCACAAUGAAGACAUCCAGUUGUGUUGGUCUUGGAUGGCCAUAACAUUUGACCCAAGAAUAGGAAGUGAUCAACCAAAAGGCACAUAUUGGAAUCGGAUAGCACAACACUAUCAUGAGAACAAGACUUUUGUCUCUGAUAGAAAUGCUACCUCCCUUGAAAAAAGGUGGAAUGGCAUCCAAAGGGAAUGCGUUCGGUUUCAAGAAUGCAUCGAGAAGAUAGAACGUCUCCGUCCAAGUGGCGUUCCGAAUACAGAAUAUAUCAAUUUAGCGCAGAAAUCCUAUGAUGCGACCAAAGGUUUUCCUUACAUUCACUGCUGGAUGGAGGUCCGCCAUACCGAGAAGUUUCAAACAGUAUAUGAAGCAAUGAAGCAAGCCCAAGGAAAGAGGCAAAGCAAGUCCACAACCCCAUCGCAAGAAGCACAAGAAGAUGACCGUACACCUUCCAAGCGACCUCCAGGUCGCAAACAAUCAAAACAGAAACAAAAGAAGAAUGAUGGAGAUGAUGAAUAUGCCGUCCAGCUUGCAACCUUUAUACAAAUGAAGACAGAAGAACAUCAGAAACGCGAAGAAAGAUGGAAAGCUGAGAAGGACCUCGAGGAGCGGAAGUUGUUGUGGGAUCAAGAACAAAAGAUCAUGUUCUGCAACACCUCCAACAUGGAUGAAAGCCAAAUAGCAUAUGUCAAGGCAAUGAGGCAACAAAUAGCAACAGCCAAGGAAGCAUUAGUCAAGGCAUCGGGGGGAGGUUCCACAAGUGAGCAGGGUAGCGGAGGAGAUGCUGAUGAAGCCGAGUCUCUCAUGUGAAGACCAUUUUUUUCAGUUACUGUCCAAGCUGCAGUAGGAAAGAAGACUUAGUUGUAUUUCUUAUUUCCUAGAAGACUUGGUUCAGGAUGGUAGUACUGUAUUUUAAGAUUAUAACUAAGCUAGCUGUCUUUCUUUCUGUUUGUUUCUCUGUAUAUUCCGGCACUGGAGCAUGGAUGGUAGUACUGAAGCUCUUGUGAUGGGAUCAACACUGCAGAACAUGAGUUGAUUUCACUGCUUUGUUCAGUUCAUUGUAUCAAGGCUUACAGUACACACAGCUUAGUUUGUUCAGUUCAAUGUUGCUUAGUUUGUUCUGGAGCCAUGUAUCUACAGCUCUCAUGCUGAUGCUAUUACAGUACACACAGAUUUCCUGUAACACAA
This is a messenger RNA of Panicum virgatum (switchgrass), 2349 nucleotides long. RefSeq lists its product as uncharacterized. The transcript has 4 exons. NCBI's taxonomy places the organism in Eukaryota, Viridiplantae, Streptophyta, Magnoliopsida, Poales, Poaceae. The coding region runs from base 340 to 1971 and encodes 543 amino acids. The record is from RefSeq and is a predicted model, not a curated record.